This is a messenger RNA of Schistosoma haematobium, 5956 nucleotides long. RefSeq names its product Poly(A)+ RNA export protein rae1. Gene Ontology annotation, biological process: transcription-dependent tethering of RNA polymerase II gene DNA at nuclear periphery; RNA export from nucleus. Gene Ontology annotation, molecular function: RNA binding; ubiquitin binding. The transcript has 4 exons. Gene Ontology annotation, cellular component: nuclear pore. The record is from RefSeq and is a predicted model, not a curated record. Lineage: Eukaryota; Metazoa; Platyhelminthes; Trematoda; Strigeidida; Schistosomatidae. The coding region runs from base 55 to 558 and encodes 167 amino acids.
ACCCACAACCACUGGCGCGAAAACUAACUAGUGUGCUACGAAAGUUUUUUAAGGAUGACACUCUUUAAUAGUGGGACACAAAAUGUCUUUAAUUCAGUUAGUAUUGGUUCAAAUAAAACUAUGAGUUCUGCACAAAAAACAGCCGAAGUCCAGUCUCCUCCAGGAGAUACAGUAUCGUGUCUUCGCUUCAGUCCUGAGUCCAUGCAAACAACCUUCUUGGCUGCUACUAGUUGGGAUAAUCGUAUUAGAAUUUGGGAAGUCCAAGCCAAUGGUUCUACCAUUCCCAAGGCUGAGCAGAUGCAUCAAGGGCCUGUAUUUGGGGCUUGUUGGAGCACUGAUGGUUCGAAAAUUUUCAGUGUAUCAGCAGACAAAACUGCGCAAAUGUGGGAUCUUGGUUCAAACACUUUCGCGCAAGUUGGUGUACAUGAUGCUCCCGUUAAAACUGCUCAUUUUAUUACCGCUCCAAAUUAUUCUUGUUUGAUGACAGGUUCAUGGGAUAAACGACUUAGUUCUUCAGGCCCGUCUAAUCCAGGAACUACUAAUAUUCCCAGCGAUUAGCAGGCACUAUAUAUUUAUGAAUACUCGUCAACUUUAAGUAAAGAUUCUGGGAUACAAGACAACCUCAGCCUAUCUUAAACUUGGAUUUGCCGGAAAGGAUCUAUUGUGCUGACGUCCAUUAUCCACUUGCCCUUGUCGGGACUGCAGGUCGGCAAAUAUUUGUGUAUAAUUUAGAAAAUGGUCCUACUCAAUUCAACCAAUUAGAGUCUCCUCUUAAAUUUCAGGUCAGUGUGUCUCGUAACCUCUUGUCUUUUAAAUAGUUCUCAAGGUAGUUGAACAUAAUUUAAAACCAACGUAGAUAUAUGGUGUACAAACAUUCUUACUAAUUGUUAGGCUAUUAUUCAUCUAAUAGUUUGUUCCUUUAUUCCUUUUGGUACCCUUCUAAAGUGAUUGACAACUAGGAGAAAUAAGAGAAAUAUACGACUUUUACUGUAUAAGCUUUCUAUCUUUUCUGAUGAUGCAAAGCAGUUAGUGUUUAUCACGGUGACGAUCUUGAAUACCUAUAACAUCACUUUAGUUAAGAGUUGCUUGCACAUUCUUGACAUCAAAUGUUGUUCACUUUCCAGAGACACUCUUAAAUGCAGAUAUCUGUUAAAGAUCCUUUGCAGGCAUCAUAAGUAUAAAACACUCACAAAUACCAAAAUAGCCGAGAUUCUUCGUUGUUUCCAGUGACUCACCACUAACACUUUGUGCACAUGUAGUCUCCUGUCCGUAUCGUAAAAUCACGUCACACUUCUAUAGUACGAACCGUACGCCACGUCUACGAAAACUCAUACCCAAUAAAUUAAGUGAGAUUUAAGUAGUUUGUGUUUCACCUAGUGGUCAAACUGUAUUGUCCUCAUACUCGACAUUGAAGUUUCUUUAGUUUACAGGUAUCCUUUCUCAUUAUUUACUUCUUUUAAAACUUUCCAAAAUAUCAUCAAUAGGAAAGUUGAAGAAGGAUUUUCACAAGUGUAUAACCCCAAUUAGCUUCAUUGGUGGUUUGGACUGAUGCAAAGAGGCUAUCCUAUACUCUAACUGGAAUUAUCUCAAUUUAUUAUUAGACUCUCCAAACAUCUUUUACCCUAGCAAAUAUUUCCAGAAUAUAGUUCUGUCCAAUAAAUGAGAAUCAACCUUGUUAUUCAACAGUGAAACGGUUAUUUGUUCAUAUUAUUGAUUAUAUUUGUCAGGUUUCUAAUGGAAGACAAAAAUGUGAAUAAUGUAUUUACAACCAACAGGAAACUAAAUUUCUCACAAUUUUUUUUAAUGAGUUUUGCGGUAUGCACUCACUAUUAUGACAGUCAGUAUUGUCGACUCGCCUGGUAACAGAUAUAUACCCUAGUGGUUGUCACAUGAAUUACCUAGACACUGUGUAACGAUAGAUACGAUUUCAUUGCAGAGUGAACAAACAUUCCUAUUUUACCUUCCCUUUAGGGAUUUCCGUAGGUUUCCUUAUUUUUCUGUCUUAGAAAGCAAAGUUGGCUACCUAAGCGUUGUUUCCUAACGUUUUGGUCUUUAGAUUUAUCUCAAACUUUCGAGUUCUAGAAUUUGUGAUCAAAAUUGGCAGAUUAGUAAGCUAAAUACUUCUCAGCUUAUAUCAAAAAUGUUCACUUCAACAUUAAAAACUUGUUGACGAUGUCAAAAUGUUGCUCAGUCAGGAGAAUCAGAAGAAAUACUUAUCAAGUCUAACGCCGAAAAUAAUUGAGCAAGUUUUCUUCCAUCUCACUUUUCCACGUUGAUCUGUUGGAUCUAUCAAUUACUAUCUAUGUGUAUUCGUUAGAACCUGGUUCUGAAUAUAGUUUACAGCCUCCAGUUAUCGAUAAUUGUGGUGCUGGUGAAUUCAAUCGGUAUUGAACAACACGAAACGUGACACGAGUAUCAAUCUAAGUUGUUGUAUCCAUUAAGUUUCAGCCAAAGUUAUAUUUUUUUCAUAAAAAUAUUUUGUUAAUUAUCUUACAAAGCUACAGAUUGUCAGAUAAGUCUUUCUCCUGACGAGCAACUACUCAUCGUCCCAAUGUCUCUGAAUUUGCUUCGUUUUAGUCUUAAUUCAUAUAGUUUGAUUCAUCACCUUUAAAAAAUUUGUUUAGUUUUUUUAAUAUUUCAUUUGGACUCAUUUUGUCGCAAUCUGUUGUUACUUUUCAAAACUACACAAUUCAAAAUAUGGUUUUUUAGCCAUGCUAAUUAUUGUUCUUUUUCACUAAAAUGUACUUUUAAGCUCUAGUAGUACUAAAACGCGUUGUAGCCCAUAGGAUAAUUUAUCUGGGUUUUUUUGUGAGAACAGAAUCAGUUCAUUAUUCGACAGUGAAUAGUUUGCCAUGUUUAAAUUAAAGCCAAAGAUCAUGUUUAUGCUCUUCAUCAGUCACUUAAGUUCGAAUUACCUGGUUGUGACGAGGGGGGAGGGGAAGUAGUUGUGUUCAUCUUUGGUAUUGUGAAAUUAUAUCAGGCAUGAGAAGUUUAUAUACUUGUUGAGCAUGAUUUUCGUGCUCACUCUAUAGUUUUCUAUAAGUAGACUUCAUCUUUUUGUUAAAAUUAAAGCUUCGUUGAGUGUUCUACAGUUUUCACGAAAUUCGUAACUAUACAUCUCGUCUUAACUUUUUAUAUUAACAGAGUCGUUGUAUAUCUAUAUUCAUGGACAAACAAAAACAAAAUCCUAGUGGCUUUGCUCUAGGGAGCAUUGAAGGGCGUGUCGCUAUACAGUAUUUAAAUCCAACUACGCCUAAAGAUAAUUUCACUUUUAAAUGUCAUCGUUCCAAUGCACCGGUCAACGGUUACCAUGAAAUUUUUGCAGUAAGUAUUGUUUAUUGUGCAAUUCACAUUCAUGAAAAUAAUAUAAGUAAACUAGGUAAUAUUUAUUUUCAGUCUCUGUAUGAAAUGAAUCUUAAUUUUCAAAAAUGUGUUUCUGCACUCGCUGAGCAUCCCAUAGGUUGUAAGUUUUGACCUCACUUCUUAUAUCACGUUCUGAGUUACCCGGUAGUAUCAUCGGCUUUCAUACUGUAAACGUAAUGUGAAGUCAGUUUGUACGUAAUUAACUAUUUACACUAGAUGUUUAGUCAAUUGUUUUCCUGAACAUGCAAUUUAUUUUCGAAAUAGUUUUUAUCAUAAACUGAUCUCACCUGAUGAACGAAUUAAAAUCAAGAGACAUUAGACUUCUGUUUUAUAUCAUUUCGAAACUCAGCUGUAAAGCAACCUUACAAUCCCAUUUUGAAAUGAUCACAGGAUCCUCAGAUAACAUCAUGAUACCAUGCAGCCACUAAGUUAAAGCACGAUGGUUCAUACUAUCAACGACAAACAUGAGGGUCUACAUCACUUCAGACUUCAUCGAGUCAACAGUUGAUAAUUCCGAUUUUUCCUUUUCGAUGGUUGCAUUAUUAACCAGUCAACUUUUGUGGUUUCUCUUUCAAAUUAAUCAGUUUCUGUCAUUGUGCCAUUUCAUUCAUAGAUAUUUUGAUUUAUAUAUUCAUUAAUGAUCUUGUUUGAUAGUAUCUCAUUAUGGAAUCCAGCUGCCUGUAUUUGAAUUCCAGUAUAUUAGUGUUUCAGUGUACUGAAUGCGGUAUUUUUAGUACCAGUGUAGAACAAUAACUUUUGCUCUUCAUAAUUUAAAUCGUCAUCAGAGAAAUGGAUUUAUUAGAGAGCGUCCUUGUUUUGCUUUUUCUCCAUAAAUUUACUCACACAUACGUUAUUUAUAGUCAUGUGAGAAUUUGAUGUCCUGGUUUUGAUCAGUAAAUUAGGGACAUUCAUUUUCAUUUUAUUUCCGGAAGUAUUUACCAAUAUUAUUACCAAGAUAUUGUAAUCUACUUAAUGUUUUGUCCUUCCUUAGGUAAAUGAUAUGGCUUUCCAUCCGGUGCAUGGCACACUAGCCACAGUGGGGUCCGAUGGAUGUUAUUCGUUUUGGGAUAAAGACGCUAGAACUAAAUUACAUUCUUCGGAUUCUCCAGAUCAACCGCUCACCUGCUGUGUAUUUGAUCCUAAAGGCCAAGUGUUCUGUUAUGCAUCAGGUUAUGACUGGUCUAAAGGAUAUCAGUUCGCCGAUCCAUCUAAACCCAUCAAAAUAAUGAUGCGCUUAUGUAUGGAAGAAAUGACUCCUGGUAGAAAAUCAUAAUUUAAAAACAGAUUAGAUAAUGUAUUUGUUCUUCAUGUACAUUUUAAUAUAUUCAUGUAAACUCACUUGUCUGAAGAACGGAACACAUAUCAAUGUACAACUUCAAACUGUAUUUUUAUAAAAUGUUGACAAGUAUUUUUUACUGCAUCUUGUUCUUUUACCUUCGAGCCUGUGUGUAUAGCAUAUAGUUUAUAGUUUGCAUUUUCAAUAUUGUUACACAUAAGGUUAUUUACUUUUAUAAAAAUUAAGUCGGGUCCCCGAUAAUUCAGUCGUACAACAAAUUACGUUCUGUAGGACGCUCCUUCUGUUGGAAUCAUUAUACAUAGCUAUGGUUAAUAUAGUAUAUAUUGAUUCUAUUUUAAUUUUGAUGAUAUCGUAUAACAGAAAUUCAGGAAAGUAAGAAGUACUCCUUGCAAACCAUGGUUGCUUAAUGUUGUGUUUUGGGAUACAAUAGCUUAAUAAUUUCCCGGUGUAUUUUAUAUUAUCGAAUUGUUCCAUUAAGUCAAAUACAGGUUGUAGUUUCGUAUUUCACUUCCUAAGAAAUACAUGAAAUUAAACAUUAUUUGUUCAUGGGGAAGAUUACUUAUGAUGGGUUUUUUAAUUUGUGAUUAACUAUGGAAUCGAAUUUUAAGUGUACAGUUAUUGUAUUACCAAGUUGCUCAUAUUUCCAAAUCACAUCGUCAAAAUUUCGUACUACAUCAAACUGAAUACAACAUUAAUACUUUGGUGGUGCCCCUCGAUAAUGAAUUCAAACCUUUCCCAUAGAUACUUUGAAAAUGAUAUUAAAAAUAUUCAGAAAGCCAAUGCCUUGUCAUUUGUUUGACAUCCAUAGAACUGGCUUAAUGCUUGAGCAUGACUAAAUAAAGUUGACUUUUUCAUACAUAGUCUUGUAUUUGGUUAGGUAGUGUAUUGUAUAUAUAUUGUAAGUAUUGAGACGGGUUUCGUGAUUGUAAUCCGAGCAACAUGCUCAACACCACAGUCUUCGAGAACUGAAUAUAUUCUAAUCAUAACGUUUGAUCUAUUUAGGAAAUUGGGGCGUUUAUGUGAACUAAUGGUUCCUUUGUACUUGGUUCGUGCUCAUCUAGUUAUUCUUGGUCUAAAUUACGCUGUUUCGGGGAUACAUAAUUCGAACAAUGAUUCAUAUACUUCUAAUCAUCACGAAAAUACAGUGUUGUAACUGAACGACCUUUGGGAAAGUGAAGUUCGCGGUACUAUAUUGUGGACCAUUAUUGUUUGCGUUCUUACUGUAUAAUUAGUGGAUGACUUUAAUGCUGCAUGUCUGUUCAUCUCAUUGUAAAUUUUCCCUGGAUCUAUAGGCUG